This is a messenger RNA of Bufo bufo (common toad), 563 nucleotides long. It is a transcript of the gene IAPP, whose product is annotated as islet amyloid polypeptide. The record is from RefSeq and is a predicted model, not a curated record. The transcript is spliced from 3 exons. Lineage: Eukaryota; Metazoa; Chordata; Amphibia; Anura; Bufonidae. Gene Ontology annotation, cellular component: extracellular region. The coding region runs from base 14 to 406 and encodes 130 amino acids. Gene Ontology annotation, molecular function: hormone activity.
UUACUCCCACACGAUGAGCCACUUAGGGCUGAGCCUCCUCCUCCUCCUCGUCCUGUCUGUGACCCUCACCUGCCUGGACGCAGCCCCCGCGGACAGAGUGAAGAUUAGUGAUGUCUCUAAUAGGACCUCAAAGAAAGGAUGGAUGAUGACCCUGCAGACCGGACACUUCACCCCGAGCAUCGACCGACCUCCGCUGGAGAGCAACCGACAAAAGAGGAGUCAGAUGGAGAAAAGGAAAUGUAACACAGCGACCUGCGUCACUCAGCGUUUGGCCGACUACUUGGUGAGAUCCAGCAACAACCAUGGUCCUAUCUAUGCGCCUACAAAUGUGGGGUCCUACACUUACGGCAAAAGGGACAUUGUGGGUCUUCUACAGCGGAAAUUCUUUGAUUAUCUCCAGCAUUAGACAAUCACGUUGCUCCCAGGAAGUUCUUCUUAGGAACGAUCACGAAACUUUAACUCAAAUAUUGUAACAUCUGCUCAGUUAUUACAGGCGGUCAGUGCCCCCUCCCCCAUGUGCGGCCACUUUCUAAAGGACUUAGAGAGGUUUCUUCAAGCUGCUG